AUGGUUGCAGAAAAUAAGAAAGGUGACUAUUCUAACGAGAUAUUGGAGGUGAAUUCCAAUAUGGAUAUCGAGGACCAGGGUAUAGAAACCAUUGUUUCUCCUCAUACUGGUAAAGUGGUCAAUAUUACUGCUGAUAUGGAUGAAGCCAUGAAAUAUGCGGAAAACGAAAAGCUGAUCGAAAUUGAUAAAAAGACAAACAGAAGGAUUCUCCGUAAAAUAGAUAUGUGCUUGAUGCCCAUAAUGUGUUUGUUAUAUUGCUUUCAGUUCAUGGAUAAGUUAUCCAACUCUUUUGCUUCGAUCUUGGGGUUGAGAGAGGACUUGAAUAUGGUUGGUGACAUGUACUCGUGGACCGGGACAUCAUUUUAUCUUGGUUAUUUGGUUUUUGAGUUUCCAGCGUCUAUGCUAUUGCAAAGAUUUCCUGUAGUCAAAACAGUAUCUAUAUUUAUUAUUAUGUGGGGAGUUAUUUUGUGUUUGCAUUCUAUUCCUCAAUAUGCCGGCUUUAUUGCUUUGAGAACGAUCUUAGGAAUGCUAGAAAGUUCUGUUACUCCCGCAUUUGUCAUUUUGACAAGUCAGUGGUAUAAGAAAGAAGAACAAUUCAUAAGAACAGCUUUAUGGUUUAGUUGUAACGGAAUUGGUCAGAUAUUAGGCUCUAGUGCCAUUGCAUACAACGUUUAUAUUGAUCAGGAAAAAUAUUCUUUGGAAGCCUGGAAGCUCAUCUUCAUUAUUACAGGAUGUCUAACGGUCUUCUUAGGUUUUGUUGUUAUGUUCCAUUUCCCUGAUACACCGACUAAGGCUUGGUUUUUAAACGACAAAGAGAAGAUACUAGUUGUAGAAAGGAUUAGAACUAAUCAACAGGGAUUUGGAAAUAAACAUUUUAAGAAACAUCAGUUUAUUGAAGCACUUUUGGACUUUAAGACUUGGUUAUUCUUUAUAUUUUCAAUUGCAAAUAACAUACCAAAUGGUGGUAUAACCAACUUUGGUAGUAUUUUGUUAACAGGAAUGGGUUAUUCAUCUGCUGAUGCCUUGUUGAUGCAAAUGCCUGCUGGUGCCGUUGAAGUUGUUGGAUGCACUUUGUUGGCUUGUGGAGUUCUUUUUUAUCCGUAUCGUUUAUUUUGGGCAAUAGUUGGAGCUAUCAUUGUAAUUAUAUCAGAAUGUAUGUUGGCAUUCAGUUCCAAUGUUAAAGUGCAGUAUGCUGGUUUCUGUUUAUACACAUUAUCACCUAUUGGAUUUAUUUGUUUGUUGUCUAUUAUUGCUUCUAAUGUGGCGGGCCACACUAAGAAGGUUACUACAAAUGCUAUUUAUUUAAUUGGUUACUGCGUUGGAAAUUUAAUAGGCCCCCAAACAUUCAUAGAUAAACAGGCUCCUGGAUAUUCCGGAGCUAAAAUAUCAAUUGUUGUUAACGGUUGUGUUUCAUUGAUGGUUCUUAUUUUGAUAUGGUAUUCGUAUUGGGUGGAUAACAAGAAAAGGGAUAAGAAUUUGGACAAAGCUGAAAAUGUGGAACAUCUUGAAUUCGCUGAUUUAACCGAUAAAGAAAAUCCAGCCUUCAGAUAUGAACUAUAG
This is a messenger RNA of Debaryomyces tyrocola, 1560 nucleotides long. The record is from the annotation of a GenBank genome assembly. Lineage: Eukaryota; Fungi; Ascomycota; Pichiomycetes; Serinales; Debaryomycetaceae.